AUGGUGAAGCUUUUCUGGGUUAGCAUUGUAAUAGCACUUGUUUUCAUCAAAUUGGUUGAUGCAUAUCACAUCAAUGAAACUGAACUCUCUAUCUUAGAAGCUCAUGAAGGUUAUUCUUUUUCUUCCAACCUUGUGAAUCAGCCUCGCAUGGUGGGAAUCACCUUUAUUCAAUCUGCUGCUGCUAAAGGAGCUGUCUGCUUGGAUGGAACAUUGCCUGCUUAUCAUUUCGACCGCGGAUACGGAUCGGGAGCAAACAGCUGGAUUGUUAACUUAGAGGGAGGUGCGUGGUGUAAUAACGUUAGAACAUGCGUUUAUCGCAAGACUACACGGCGUGGAUCAUCAAAUUUCAUGGAGAAGGCGAUACCUUUUACGGGAAUAAUGAGCAAUAAUCCUCGAGAGAAUCCAGAUUUCUUUAACUGGAAUAGAGUGAAAAUUCGUUACUGUGAUGGUGCUUCUUUUACCGGUGAUAGUGAAAAUAGGGUAAUUCCUGGCAAUCUGAUACUCAACAUGCUUCUCCAUCACCUCUCACCUAAUAGUUUUCACAUGGGAAGAACUCUCUUGCACCACACCAUCAUUUGCAACAAUGAAAGAGCAUUGAAUGUUGAAUGUACUUCUGAAUAA
Vicia faba (fava bean) is the source of this 621-nucleotide messenger RNA. The record is from the annotation of a GenBank genome assembly. NCBI's taxonomy places the organism in Eukaryota, Viridiplantae, Streptophyta, Magnoliopsida, Fabales, Fabaceae.